Messenger RNA from Electrophorus electricus (electric eel), 1559 nucleotides. RefSeq names its product G protein-coupled receptor 6 (gene gpr6). Lineage: Eukaryota; Metazoa; Chordata; Actinopteri; Gymnotiformes; Gymnotidae. Gene Ontology annotation, molecular function: G protein-coupled receptor activity. Gene Ontology annotation, biological process: G protein-coupled receptor signaling pathway. The record is from RefSeq and is a predicted model, not a curated record. Gene Ontology annotation, cellular component: membrane.
GCUUAUGGUUAAUACCUAGCUUGGGCUCCGUCUGCAUCAAAUCUCCCAUGUUCGGCAAAAGAAAAUGGAAUAAGUGAUUUACCUGAGAGGUUUUAAGGACAAGAAGCCUAUUGAACAGUUUUACGAAGAAGGCGAUCCCAGUUUUCCUCCAAUGUGAAGGGAAAGGUCGAUCACUGGAGAGAUGAACGAGAGUGUAAUGUCCAAUGAAAGCGAGGCUGGGGUGCCCGCGGCCUCAUGGACGGACGCUGGAGUCUCAAACCGCAGCCUUGCGCUCUCACCCUCAUCUCCUGACGUUCCCGUAAAUCCGUGGGACAUCAUGCUGUGCCUCUCUGGCACUGUGAUCGCGUGUGAGAAUGCUAUAGUGGUUGCGAUCAUCUUCUACACGCCGACACUGCGCACUCCCAUGUUUGUGCUGAUCGGUAGCCUCGCGACCGCCGACCUUCUCGCGGGGAUGGGAUUAAUUCUGAAUUUUGUGUUCCAGUACCUGAUCUCCUCGGAGACCAUCAGCCUUAUAACGGUCGGCUUCCUCGUGGCCUCUUUCACCGCCUCCAUCAGCAGCCUCCUUGCCAUCACGGUCGACCGCUACUUCUCCCUCUACAAUGCCCUAACAUACUUAUCAGAGAAGACGCUGCACUUUGUGCACCUGAUGGUGGUGGGCACGUGGGGCGCGUCGUUGUGCCUCGGGCUGUUACCCGUGCUGGGCUGGAACUGUCUGGACGACGUGGCCUCGUGCAGCAUUGUGCGGCCCCUGAAGCGGAGCAACGUCACCUUGUUAGCCGUGUCCUUUUUCGUGAUUUUCGUGGUCAUGCUUGGCCUGUAUUUCAAAAUCUGUAAGAUUGUGUGCCGCCACGCGCACCAGAUCGCGCUCCAGCAGCAUUUCUUCACCUCGUCGCAUUAUGUGGCCACCAAGAAGGGAGUAUCCACGCUCGCAAUUAUUCUUGGCACAUUUGGUGCGAGCUGGCUGCCAUUUGCCAUUUACUGCUUGGUAGGUGAGCGCGAAUACCCAGCUGUCUACACCUAUGCCACAUUACUCCCCGCUACCUACAAUUCCAUGAUCAAUCCGAUCAUUUACGCCUACCGGAACACCGAGAUACAGCGCUCACUGUAUGCGCUAUUCUGUGGCUGCUUUCAAACUGUGUCAUAUCGCUCAAGAUCGCCAAGCGAGGUCUAGAUUUUUUGUAAGUUAAUCUGAGAACGACAGAUGCUGUUUCUGCUAUUGCUUUACAUUGUCUCUGCUAAAAACGAACGCGUGAAUUCAACGCUUGUCUGUUGCGCAAUUGCACUUUACUAAGACUCGAGCCAACGGAGAGUCCCUCUAAAUACUGUGAACAACAGACUUUUGUGAUCGACAAAGCAACAAACUCUUAUCAAGAAUGUAUUUAAACCAUCUAAAGUGGGAGACUAGCACUUUACAGGAAGAUAUUAAAUGCCAAAGCAGUAUUGUAUAGCCCUGUAUUUAAAGUACUGUUUAUGAGUUUAUUUGUGUGAUGGAUAUUUUUUAACUUGUAAAAUUAUGACUGUACAUUUUAUACGAGAGAGAACAUAAAUAAAAAAGGAAA